ACUAAGACCAAGAAAAGUAAAAAAAUUCUUAACAAACAAUUUGCUGUUAUGAAGAAGACAAUUAAACCAACAGAUACACGAAUAAAAGAAGAAAAGAGAACUAUUAUAAAAAAAAAAAUAAAUGAAAAUAAAACAGUCACCGUUCGUCAAGUACCUCAAACAAGUUCAGCUUUGUUUUUCCAGUUUAACAMACAGUUGGGACCACCAUAUCAUAUCUUAGUAGACACCAAUUUCAUUAGUUUUUCUAUAAAAUAUAAAAUGGAUGUKGUUCAAAACAUGAUGGAUUGUCUAUAUGCUAAAUGUAUACCAUAUGUAACAGAUUGUAUUGUUGGUGAAUUGGAAAAAUUAGGACAAAAGUACAAAAUAGCUUUGAAAAUUGUUAAAGAUCCACGAUUCCAAAGAAUACAGUGUAUGCAUCCAGGCACGUAUGCUGAUGAUUGUUUAGUUCAACGAGUAACUCAGCAUAAAUGUUAUAUUGUAGCUACAUGUGAUAGAGAUUUAAAGAGGCGUAUUAGAAAAAUUCCUGGUGUGCCACUUAUGUAUAUUGCUCAAAGAAGGUAUACCAUUGAAAGAAUGCCUGAUGCUUAUGGUGCUCCUAAAAAUUAAGUUUUAAUGUAAUGMUUAUCAAUAGUUAAAUACAAAUUUUAAUAUUUUGGUAA
Molecule: messenger RNA, 659 nt
Organism: Diuraphis noxia (Russian wheat aphid)
Lineage: Eukaryota; Metazoa; Arthropoda; Insecta; Hemiptera; Aphididae
Gene: Bka
Product: FCF1 rRNA-processing protein Bka
Cellular component (GO): small-subunit processome
Source: RefSeq, a predicted model, not a curated record